AUGACGUGGAAACAAGCUGGCGUUAGUGGUGCUGGACGCAGCGUGUUCUGGAUCGCGAUGAACUUUCCGUUCAGCCUCCCUUCGAUGUUUCAGCAGCAAACCAUCCAGUCCGCCAUCGACUCGGCCAGCCCCGGCGACACCAUCACCGUGGCCAAGGGCACCUACGCUGAGCAGAUCCUCAUCACCAAGAACGGCAUCAAGCUCGUCGGCCAGAAUGGCGCCACCAUCGUGCCACCUCCCACAGCCGUGACCAACGGCUGCUCCGGCCUGGCGGGCCCUCUGCCCCCGCCGGCCACCAGCGGCGACACCCAGGCCGGCAUCUGCAUCCUCGGCGCCGGCGUCGUCCUCGGCGACUGGCCCGGGUCCGAGCACCGCAAGAUCGCGUCGUACGGCGCCCCCGUCGAGGACGUCCAGGUCAAGGGCUUCACGAUCCGCGGCUUCAGCGGGCUCAACGUCGCCGUCGUCAACGCCAAGAACGCCGAGGUGCGCGAGAACACCCUCACUGACGGCGGCGCGUACGGCUCGCUCACCGUCGGGUCCGUCGGCACCGUGGUGACGCGCAACACGGUCAACUCGUCGGCCCUGUCCUUCAUCGGCAUCUGCAUGGACGACCGGUCCGACGUGCGCGUGUCGGCCAACACCAUCUCCGAGAUGGUCAUCGGGCUGUGUGUGCAGACGGACGGCGCCGACGUCAGGGGAAACACGGUGCGCAACUGCUGCGUCGGCGCCUUUGUCGACCCGGGCAUCAGGGGCGCCAGCCUGACGCACAACCAGAUCGGGCCCACGAACCCCUUCUGCACCUUUGGUUUCGUGUCGGGCAUCCGCAUCGCCGGCGCCGUCAGCACAAACGCCCAGCACAACACCAUCACGGGCCAGACCGACUUCAACUUCCCCGACGGCCACGGGCCCAGCCAGAGCUUCGGCGCCGGCAUCGCCGUCUACGACUUUGACGCCAAGGGGGCCAAGGCGACUGGCAACGUCGUCGACUUCAAUAAGCUGUCUGGGAACGACAUCGAUAUCGACACGGCUUUUACAGGCACCAACGAGAUCAAACACAACACCUGCACGACGCCCAGUACCCUGUGCAGCAAACAGUAG
Molecule: messenger RNA, 1098 nt
Organism: Gaeumannomyces tritici R3-111a-1
Lineage: Eukaryota; Fungi; Ascomycota; Sordariomycetes; Magnaporthales; Magnaporthaceae
Exons: 2
Coding region: 1-1098 (365 amino acids)
Source: RefSeq, a predicted model, not a curated record